This is a messenger RNA of Mesocricetus auratus (golden hamster), 7884 nucleotides long. Its product is annotated as zinc finger protein 91. The transcript is spliced from 8 exons. Bases 503 to 3841 code for a protein of 1112 amino acids. Lineage: Eukaryota; Metazoa; Chordata; Mammalia; Rodentia; Cricetidae. Gene Ontology annotation, biological process: regulation of DNA-templated transcription. The record is from RefSeq and is a predicted model, not a curated record.
CACGGUUAGAUACACCACGGCUGGUUUCAAAAUCAUCUUUAAAAGACACUUCUCAUUCCCACAUUACUGUGCUGCUUCUUUAAAGUAAAACGAAGUCAAGGCGAUUUUUAAACUCUCUUGUGAGAUUAAAAUCACAAUAUACGGACCAGAAAACUUACAAGGCUAAUAAUGGCAUGACUCACAUUCAUAAUCUCGUGUAGUGAAUCAGGAGGGGAACAUCUGCCUCUCUGCACAGGGCAGUAAUGCUGACUCUGCUCCUUUCUCCACUAUCUACUUGCAGAAAGCUAGACACAAAUUCAGUAACAGUAGAAUUCUCUCUACCUGGUUCCGGGAAUUGGUUCGCGCAGACUUCUGGGAAAUGUAGUCCGUGAUGUUGUGACGUCACAGAGAGCCUUCCAGGAAAUCCUAAUCCGGGUUUUGUUCUGUACAAGUGCAUUUUGUCCAAAGUUGGGCGCGAGUCCUCCCCUGCUGUGUCUCCUGCCGCGUCUCUGACUUGGAGGAAAUGCUGUCCUUCUGGGAUGUGGCCAUUGAUUUCUCUCCAGAAGAGUGGGAAUGCUUGGAGCCUGCUCAGUGGAAUCUGUACAGGGAUGUGAUGUUGGAGAAUUACAGUCACCUUGAUUCCCUGGGUCUUGCUGUCUCUAAGCCAUUCCUGGUGACAUUUCUGGAGCAAAGACAAGGACCUUGGGAUGUGAAAAUACAAGCAGAAGCCCCUGUUCAUCCAGGAACAAUACCCAGUGAUUGUAACAAUUAUAGCAAGGCCACUGAUUAUAAACCUAAACCAGUCCUUAUUAAACACCAGAGAAUUCAUGCAGGGGAAAAACCCUACAAAUGUGAAGAAUGUGGCAAGGCCCUUAGUUCUCAUAAAGCACUUUCUAUACACGAGAGACUUCACACUGGAAAAAAGCCCUACACGUGUAAAGAAUGUCAUAAGGCCUUCAAUACACGCUCAUCGCUUUUUAUUCACCAGAAAAAUCAUACUGAUGAAAAAACAUACAAGUGUGAAGAAUGUGGCAAGUCAUUUUACUAUCCUUCAAUGCUGAAGCAACAUCAAAGAAUUCAUUCUGGAGAAAAACCCUACAAGUGUGAAGAGUGUGGCAAAUCCUUUUGCUAUCCUUCAUUCCUUAAGCAACAUCAAAGAAUUCAUUGUGGUGAAAAUCCCUACAAGUAUGAAGAAUGUGGCAAAAGAUUUUCCUGUUCUGUAAGCCUUCAGGAAUAUCACAAAGUUCAUACUGGAGGGGAACCAUACAAGUGUGAAGAGUGUCAUAAAGCCUUUCGUUUCCAUUCAGCUCUUAGGAUACACAAGACAGUUCACACUGGAGAGAAACCCUACAAGUGUGAGGAGUGUGGCAAGUGUUUCUCCUCAUCUUCAUGUCUUAGACGACAUCAAACGAUUCAUUCUGAAGACAACCCCUACAAGUGUGAAGUGUGUGGCAGAUGUUUUUGCUCAUCUUCAUCCCUUAGACGACAUCAAACGUUCCAUUCUGAAGACAAUCCCUAUAAGUGUGCAGAGUGUGGCAAACGGUUUUCCUGUUCUGCAAGCCUUCAGGAACAUCAAACAAUUCACACUGGAGAGAAACCAUACAAGUGUGAGGAGUGUCACAAAGCCUUUCGUUAUCACUCGGCUCUUAGGAGACACAAGAGAGUUCAUACUAGAGAAAAAUCUUACCAGUGUGAAGAGUGUGGCAAAUGUUUUUCCUCAUCUUCGUGUCUUGGACGACAUCAAGCAAUUCACACUGAAGACAAUCCCUACAAAUGUGUAGACUGUGGCAAAGCCUUUGUUAAUCUUUAUAGCCUUACUCGGCAUAUGAUAGUUCAUACAGGAGAGAAAUCCUAUAAAUGUCUUAAAAAGUUUACUUCUUCAGACCUUAAGACACAUCAACUGACUUACUGCCUACAAAGACUUCUGGGUAAUGUAGUCCACCAAAUUGUGACAUCACGAGUAGCCGUCCAGGAAAUAGCAAUUGAGCUUUCGUUUUUGAACUGGUGCACCUACCCCAAAGUUGGGCUCGAGUCCUGCUGUGUCUCCUGCUGCGUCUUUGCCUUGAAGGAAAUGCUGUCCUUCCGGGAUGUGGCCAUUGAGUUCUCUCCAGAAGAGAGGGAAUACCUGGAGCCUGCUCAGUGGAAUCUGUACAGGGAGGUGAUGUUGGAGAAUUACAGCAACCUUGAUUUCCUGGGUCUUGCUGCCUCUAAGCCACACCUGGUGACAUUUCUGGAGCAAAGACAAGAGUCUUCGGAUGUGAAGAGACAAGCAACAGCUGCCAAGCAUCCAGGGACAACACCCAAUGGAUAUAAUGAUUCCAGCAAGGUUUUUGAUGAUAAAUCACUCCUUAUUCAAUGUCAGAUAAUUCAUACAGGAGAGAAACCCUACACAUGUGAAGAAUGUGGGAAGGUCUUCAGUUCUUGCUCAACACUUUCUAUACACCAGAGACUUCAUACAGGAGAAAAACCCUACAAGUGUGAAGGUUGUUGUGAGACCUUCAAUUCUCGCUCUAAACUUUCUGUACACCAGAGGAUUCAUACUGGAGAAAAACCCUACAAGUGUGAAGAAUGUCAUAAAGCCUUUAGUACUCGCUCAUCACUUUCUGUUCACCAGAAAAACCAUACUGGAGAAAAACCCUACAAGUGUGAAGAAUGUGGCAAGUCAUUUUGCUAUCCUUCAAUGCUGAAGCAACAUCAAAGAAUUCAUUCUGGAGAGAAACCCUAUAAAUGUGAAGAGUGUGGGAAAGCUUUUUAUGAUCCUUCAUUCCUUAAGAAACAUCAAAGAAUUCAUUGUGGAGAGAAAUCUUACCAGUGUGACAAGUGUGGCAAACUUUUUUCCUAUUCUUCAGACCUUAAAAUACAUCAAAGAAUUCACUCUGAUGGCAAUCCCUACAAGUGUGGGGAAUGUGGCAGAGCCUUUUCUAAGCUUUCUACCCUUACUAAGCACAAGAUUGUUCAUUCUACAGAGAAACCACACAAGUGUGAAGAGUGUGGGAAAGCCUUUGCUUCUAAAUUUUCCUUGAGUCAGCACAAGUUAUAUCAUACUGGAGAGAAACCUUACCAUUGUGAAGGAUGCGGCCAAAUGUUUUACUUUACUUCUGACCUAAAGAAUCAUAAAAGACUUCAUUGUCAAGAGAACGUGUACAAGUGUGAAGUCUGUGGAAAAGCCUUUUCUAGUCAUUCUUCCCUGGUUCAGCACAAAAUAGUUCAUAUUGGAGAGAAACGACACGAGUGUAAAAAAUGUGGCAAAAAGUUUUCCUAUCCUUCAAAACUGAAGAGACAUGAAAGAAUUCAUACUGAAGAGAAGCCCUACAUAUGUGUAGUGUGUAGCAAGAUCUUUUGUACCAAUGCAGAACUUUCUGUACACAAGAGAUCUCAUAGGGAAAGACCACACAAAUGUGAAGAGUGUGGCAAAACCUUUUCUAUGCUCUCAUACCUUCCUCUGCACAAAUUACGUCAUACAGGGGAGAAAUCUUACAAGUGUGAAGAAUGUGGGAAAAUGUUUUACUCCACUUUAGAACUUAAAAAACAUCAAAUAAUUCAUAGUGGAGAAAACCCACACAAGUGUCAAGAAUGUCACAAAGGCUUUCGUAACCAGUCAGCCCUUAAUAGACACAAGGCAGUUCAUACACGAGAGAAACUCUACAAGUGUGGAGAGUGUGGUAAAGCCUUUUCCUAUUUUUCAGACCUUAAAAGACAUCAAAAUAUUCACUCUGAAGACAAUCCACACAAGUGUGGGGAAUGUGGCAAAGCCUUUGUUAAUCUUUAUAGCCUUACUCGACACAAGACAGUUCAUACUGGAGAGAAAUCCUACAAAUGUAAAAGGUUUACACAUUUUCAGCCCUUAAAGGAAGGCAAAUAAUUCAUUCUGAAUACAAAUUCCAUGAGUGUGUGGAAUAUGGCAUAAUCUUUGCUAAUCAUUCAGACCUUAUCCAACUUAAAUGAAUUCAUGGUGGAGAAUAUUAAUUAUUUUAGAAUAUCAACAGGAACAUCUAAUUUCCACCAAUACAAAUGCUAAGAAUGCCACCAGAAAACAGUAGAGAUUUCUCUUUGCUGUAACCCCCCUCUCCAGUUUGUUCAUGUUUUUCAAACCUGCCUUGAUUUAUGACUGUUUAUUCUGUAACUAUAAAUGUUCCAUAAAACUCUUGUAACUUUGUCUGUUGGGUUCUCUAAAUCUGAGAUCUGGGCUAUGGUACAGUUACCAUUAUUUUUCCCUGUGGUGUCACCCAAACACCUGUAAUAACAUCUCCCCUGGGUAUGUAAGGAUCUCCAUUGACUCAUAUUUCUCACCAGAUUGGACUUUGGUGAAAUGGUUUGCAUUGGUACAGUCUGGGGUGAGUGGGCAUGUGUGUUUAUCUCCCAAGGAAAUGCUAACAGAACACAUUUUCAGUCAUAUUUGAAUCCAGAAUAAAGAAUGUCUUAUUUCCUUUACAUUCAGAACAGCAUUUCUCAGAUGUUCCCAACUGUCAUGUCAUAGAGAUUGCCAUCACACUGAAAUAAGGACCCAAGCCAGUUGCACUCACUCGGCAGAAAGGAUGUGUUUGAUUAGUGGAUAUGUGAUCCUCAAGUAUGAAACACUGUAGGGGCAGGUCUUAUUUUACUGCAUAUACAGAUCCCAAAGUCAUCUCAAUCUCAAGUUUACUAAUGUACUGUAAACUAUUAACAGGGGGUAAUUAACUCCUAAACAUUAACAAUCACUGACUUCUAGAUGAUUAAAUGUCUCUAAUGUGUCCAGAAUUGUGUUUCUAGUCAUGCUAAAUAUAAAUGAAAUUUACUCACAGAGAUGAGUGGGAAGGAGAAUCCAAUUAUAUCUCUCAUUCUAUACUCCUUUGUAUAUGAUGUUGAAGUACAGCCUAAAGCACAUACCUCAAAACAAAUUUAAAUUGUGUUUGUUUAAUGGGGUAUAAUAUUCAUAAUCAUAUAUAUACAUAUAUAUUUGAAAAUUAUUUUGAAAAAUGAAUGCUUGAAUAAAAAGCCUAUCUGUCUGCUGUCUUCCAGAAUUUUCCACCAGUGACCUUUGAUGUGCCUCAGAUUUUUUUCCUCUCUUAAUUCUUAUACUGGCAGAGAAAAGGAACACAAUCCAGACUCAAGACCCUUACACCAGGCAGGCUGGAGUACAGGAGGGGUCAGACACCGCGUUUGCUCUAAGACACUGAGAAUCUGACAGCAUCCAUGUGAGAAGGGCUCAGCUCGUGAAGCCGCUUCACCACCAAAACUGCUCAGGGAGCUCCCAGCUCCACCUCAGGAGCAGGUAGUCAGCUGACCAUCGUUAGCUUGCAGUCCUGGUCACCUCAGCUGACCAUCGUUAGCUUGCAGUCCUGCUCACCUCAGCUGACCAUCGUUAGCUUGCAGUCCUGGACCUUGCGCUAUCGUCUACUCCGCGCUCCCCGGCAGCUCUGCUGUCCCAGAAGCCCAAGGCGGACUCGGGCUGCCCGUCCUAAGGAAACCAUCUCUCAGGGCACAGUCCCAUCGCCCUCUCCCAGCCCUGACCUGCAACCUCCCGCGUCCCAGCCAGUUCAGCACAGCAUCUCCAAGGCAGCUUCUCCGCCCUCGCACCCAGCCCAGGUCCACCCCCUCCAAGACGGACCGCACCCCGCACGGAGCCUCAGGCUGACCUGCACCCUGGACCAAUCUCCAAGUCAGAGACGCAGCAGGAGACACAGCAGGGGAGGACUCAUGCCUAACUUUGGGGUCACGUCACAGUGCCUUAGACUACAUUUCCCAGAAGUCUGUGCGAAAGAAUUCCCAGAACCAAGUACACAGAUUUCAGCUUUUCCUGGAAUUGUCGUCUGGAGUCAGCUUUACAGCCUUGUGCAGAGAGACUGGUGUUCCCCUCCUGAUCCACUACACGACAUUAUGAAUGAGUCGAGCCUUUGACAGAUAUAAUAGCCUUGUAAGUUUUCUGGUCCGUAUAUUGUGAUUUUUAAUCUUAACUAGGACAUUUAAAAGACUCGGUUUUAAACUAACAAAGCAACACAUUAAUGUGGGAACGAGAAGUGUCUUUUAAAGAUGAUUUUGAAACCAGCCAUGUUAUAUAAGUGGACCCGGGGUAAAAGGCUGGAUUGGAAAUUUUAAAGUCACCUUGUAUCUAAGUAAAAAAAGAAAAGUCGAAACAAAACAAAAUGAAACAAAUAUGCAUUUAAAGCAGUUGAGUAUAAUGUAUGCUUUUUCUUAAUAGGUAGUCCUGCAAAUCAGUAAGUAGCUACUCUUCAUUCCUCUGUACUAACACUGUGUGAGCGAGCUAUACAUGGAUCUGACUCUACAGCUUGUAAAACAGCUUUGUGUUAAUAUCAGAAUCCUACAGUGUAGAGAAUUGGUGAGGGACACAGAGAUGGUACAGUCACUGAACAAAUUUAAAUGUCCAAUCUUACAAAGAUCUCCCAUAACCCAUCUCAAGAUUUUUCCACCUGCCCUUCUGUCCUUGAAAACUCUCAACUGUUACUCUAUGUAAGCAAUUUAGUUUUUGUGAGAGCUCUACUAGAAUUUUACCAGUGUUUUCAUGGUUCUUCACAAACUCAGGUCCACAUUCACCACCAGCAGGGCUGGGAACUCAUGCUCACCUCCCAAGUGAAGGGACAUGCCCUGGAUCACAGACUCAGGACUGAAGCACAGAUAGCCCCAGUGUAGAGUUUUCCAUAUUUCUGCCAUGAGGUUCCAUAUGGUGAGGUUCCAAUUCCACUUAGCCAUCACCUGCAUGCUCCAUGACAUGUGACCACACAGGGACUGUUAGGAGGGACACUGAACAUCUGACCACUUAUAUGGUGAAGCGGUUCUCUCUAAUAGUGCUGCAAAGCUCCAUGUUGACCUACACGUUGCUGACCCUGGAGAAACUUUCUUAGAAGUGAAGUUUUGAGCAUGAAGCUGCUAUAAGGGUCUUCACCUUUCAAAUGAAAUUGCACUUCCACAAGCCAGAGACUUCCUUCGAUGUGCUCUUGGCUCAGAGCAAAUCAAUGUGGGCUUGGUACAAAGUGCCUGGAUUCCCCAAACUGGAGUUAAUCUCUGAGAAUUGCAGCUGAUUUCACAUUGUCUAUAACUUUAAAGUCACCAUGGUUUAGAAUGAGAUUGAUACCUAUAGAUUCAUACGGUGGAAUGCUUAGGUCUGGUUGUUAGGAACUGUUUUUGAAGGAUUAGAGGGUUUGGACUUAUCAAAAGCACGUGUCAUUGGGGGCGGGCUUUGAGGUUACAGAAUCCUACUCAUUACCUGUCUCCUAUUGGGGAUCAAGAUGUAAGCUCCCUGCUCCUGUUUAAGGAUCAUGGCUGCCUAUCUGAAACUAUACUCUCCAUCAGAGGACUUUUACACAAUGAAACCAUGAGCAACAAAUGAUUAAUGUGUUUUCUUGCAGCAAUCAAAAAGACACUCUGUUCUGUGGUUUUCCAAUGGAGAUGAGAAAAAAUGUCUACUCGCCUCAGAUUUGUCUCUAAUUAAAGACAUAGCAAAGAUUCCACUAAAGUCCCUAUCUUGAAUCAAUGAGUUUACUACUAGAAUUGCAGACAAGAUUAUGGUUGAGGGUUUAGAAGAGGAACACACUUUAGUAAUGUUUCUUUUACAAAUGUGUGUGCCAUUGUAUUUUGAGUCAUAGACUUUCAGAAUUCAGACUUCAUCCUGAUGGAUUCUUUUUCCCCUGUAAGGAAUAUGAAAUAUCCUUCUCAAGUUCUUUUCAUUAACUUUAGUUUGAAGUCUAUUUUGUCAGAUGUUAGGAUAGCUACACCAGUUUUUUCUUAGAUCCAUUUUAUUGGAAAACCUUUUCCCAAUCGUUUACUCUCAAGUAAUGUCUGUCUUGGAAGCUGAGGUGUGUAUCUUGCAUGCAGCAGCAGGAUGUUUCCUGUUUUGGUACCCAUUUGGUUAGCCUGAGUCUUUUUAUCAGUAAAUUGUGCCCAUUGAUAUUAAAAGAUUUUAAUGAUCAA